AUGCUUAGUGAAGAGGAAGAACAAGGUGAUCACCGAUCAAUAGCAUCCAGAUUUCGUCCGCGCUCGCAUCCGUCCGGGAAUGCUUUUUGCGAUCCAUCAGCAUCGCCUGCUAAGUCGAUACUGCCGCAGAUGGCUCCUGCCACAGUUUCAAGUCAUAAUAGUGAGGCUAGAAAGGAUGGGAUCCCAGUUCGCAGAUGUGAUGAAUGGAACAUCGUCUACCCAGUCGAACCUUGCUAUAUGACGAAGUGA
Baudoinia panamericana UAMH 10762 is the source of this 249-nucleotide messenger RNA. RefSeq lists its product as uncharacterized. Bases 1 to 249 code for a protein of 82 amino acids. NCBI's taxonomy places the organism in Eukaryota, Fungi, Ascomycota, Dothideomycetes, Mycosphaerellales, Teratosphaeriaceae. The record is from RefSeq and is a predicted model, not a curated record. The transcript is spliced from 2 exons.